Molecule: messenger RNA, 2547 nt
Organism: Halichondria panicea
Lineage: Eukaryota; Metazoa; Porifera; Demospongiae; Suberitida; Halichondriidae
Product: fibroblast growth factor receptor 3-like
Exons: 14
Coding region: 160-2364 (734 amino acids)
Biological process (GO): cell migration; positive regulation of kinase activity; multicellular organism development
Cellular component (GO): plasma membrane; signaling receptor complex
Molecular function (GO): protein binding; transmembrane receptor protein tyrosine kinase activity; ATP binding
Source: RefSeq, a predicted model, not a curated record
ACUGGUCUGCUGCAUGGCCCAUGAAAGGCCACUAUAGAUAGGGCGGAAAGGGAUGUGUUCUUUUAAUUCUAAUUAGAUCUAUAAAAAAAACUAUAUAGAUCUAGGUCUAGCUGAUGAACGUACCCGGCUACAACUACAGCUACAAAGCACUCUGUUUGAAUGGCAAAACUAAUUGUCUUCUCCACUUUUAUCCUUGCUCUAUCUACGAGAUGUGGUGGAGCUGCAGGCCAAAGACUGAACAGUUCACUGGCACAGUACAACUGCACUCCUGUGGGCAAUACCCACCCUUGUUAUUCAUUACCAGGCCGAAACAGUUUUUACCAAUACCCUCAAAAACUCCCGGCUACUCUCACGAGCAACAACAUGUCACUGGAUGUCGGGCAUAUAAACCUCCUCCUCACACUUAUAAACAACAUGAACCCCCCAAGUCAUCCCGACUGUGUAACGAUGGUAACCCAUACCCUGUGCUUGGUUUUGAAUCCUCCCUGUAAUAAAGACACAGGUCUGCUAAUACCUAUCUGUGAUACAAGUUGUUUCGCCUUUUGUCGUAUUUGGGAAGAGGGGGGGUGUAGAAAUUUGCAAGAAUUUGGUGAUGGUCUACUAAAUUCCAGCUUCAUUGAUACUGGUACAGUGAGUGUGCUCAUUAAAAUACUGCUCGAUUUUGAGUGUGCAAUCCCAACCAGCUACUAUUUUUAUGAUGACUUGAACUCGCUCAUUGAUUCCAGUCAGUGCACUGAUCUGUUCAGUUCCUCAAAGAAGGAAAGUCGUAUAAAUGCACCAUACAACUGUGUGGAAGCCCCAUUACUGGGUACAGAAUGUGAAAAUACACCACUGGCUCAAUACAAUCAUUACAUACCCUUGGAAGGUAGAGACACAGGCUCCCUUCUACACCUGUUGAAUAGUUUGAAACUAGAGAACGUGACGACAUACUGUACUGAAGUUUUCACAUUUGUGAGCUGUUUCUACAUCUUUCCACCAUGUGAUCCUACCAAAGGGUAUCGGAUUGAAAUUUGCUCGGAUUUGUGUAACAACAUCACCUCUUUGAUUAAGGAAUGUGGUCAGCCAUACACUGAAAGUAAUGCACUCGCAGUAGUUCUCGAUGUGUUCAACUGUUCUGAGUUUCAGUUUGUUACCUGUGGUUUCCCGGAAACAAUGUCUACUGGCCAAUGUAUUGACACACUAUCCUACUCAGCACCCAUUGAUGCCGCAACCAUAGCAGGUGGUACUGUUGCAGGUGUUCUGCUCAUGCUGGUGGCCACUUUCAGUCUAGUCAUUGUUUUCAAGACUAUAAGAAAAAGAAAAGCAAAUUCUAGCCAGCUUGGAUACAAGGGCACAGUAACGCUGAGACGUGGUGAUAGAAAAGACUCCUCUGCUAACAAAAUAGACGAUCCGUACCACUUAAAUGAGCUCACUAAUGUGGCCGAAGGUUUUACCUUGUCGAAAGAAGAUCAUCAUUUCUAUAAACAGGUGUUUUCCGCCACACUUGUCUCCUAUUCUUUAUUAACUGUGGAAAAAGAAAUCGGUCAAGGUGCAUUUGGUAAAGUCUAUCUUGGAAGAUUGAAACUGGUGAAUAAUGCUGACGUCAAAACAAGGCCCAUUGCUAUUAAGACAAUCAAAAAUUUGACCUCUGAAAAUGAGGUAAAGGCUUUCUUUGAAGAGAGCUUGGUCAUGAAAGACUUUAAGCAUUCAAACAUUCUCGGUCUCACUGGAGUGUGUUUUGACACGCCUGAUGGAAUGCCCUACAUUCUGCUUCCUUACAUGGCAAAUGGAAGCUUGAAGGAUUACCUAAAGGGGAAACGAACCCAUGUGACAAAUGUGGACAUCUUGCCAGAGGACUUAAGUUUGUCCACCCUGGUGCGGAUGUGUAUGGAUGUAGCCAGUGGUAUGGAGUAUCUUGCAAUGGAAAAGUUUGUGCACAGAGACUUAGCAGCAAGGAACUGCAUGGUGGACACUCAACUGGCUGUAAAGCUUGGAGACUUUGGGCUGGCCAGGGAUAUCUACAGCAGUAACUACUACAGAGCAAAAAAGGAUGCCAAGAUCCCAGUCAAGUGGAUGGCUCCAGAGACACUAAUUGAUGCCAUUAGCAACGAGAAAACUGAUGUGUGGUCAUAUGGAGUGACUUGUUGGGAGGUGUUUUCUUUGGGACGAGCCCCUUAUCCUGGAAUAGAGAAUCAGGACAUCAUUAAAUAUAUUACCAAUGAUGGUCGAAGAUUAGAGAAGCCAUCCCUCUGUCCUGUUAAGCUGUACAGUUUGGUGAUGGGUGGGUGUUGGGAGCUACUGCCCGAGAGAAGGCCUACUUUCAGCCAGCUGGUGGUGCAACUGCAAGAAUACUGGGAAGAGGAGCAUGCAUACGUGGUAGAUUGACUGUGAGAAAAUUUAAUUCUUCGAUUCGGUCCCUGCAUUCAUUUGACUGACAUCAGCUUUAACAGUUAAUUUCAUAAUUGCAUUUUAAAACAGUUUUUUUGCACUAUGAUGUAUAUAUAUUUUUUCUUUGCUAUGAUAAAUACAGUAUAGAUACAAAUGUUUAAAGGAAGAAGGAUUGGUACC